GGUUUCAACGUGUAAAGACCGGAUGAACUAUGAAUUUAUAAAUCUAAUUUGAUUAAUGGGGAAAAUGCGUCUAACUCCUUUUUUACAGCCAGGAAAUGAUUUGUAAUGAAGAACAGUUAUGGUAAUUCAUCCGUCAGCUUGUGUAAUUAUUGUUAUCAUCGUGUUGAUUUCUACAUUUGUUGAUGCAAAGGAACAUGAAAUAUUUCAGUUUGGCAAGGUAUGCUCUCUCCGACCACAGCAAAUAAUAGAGGAUUCGGCAUAUUACGUGUAUUAUGACAGUGUGUAUAAAGAUGGUGCCGUAUGGUGUUCACACAUAGGAUUCAGAGCUAAUGGUGCAGAUUCCAAGGACAAAUUUCAAAUAUGUGCGACCGUUAAUAAAUUUCAUGACCCAAUGUGCACUGUGAAAGUAUCCCUUAGAAAUAGUCUUAAUGGUACAGUUUUUGAGGGUUCCUUAGUAUCAUCUUCAGUGCAAUUCAUUUUAACUUGCAUGCACCCAUUGUUUUUCGAAUUUCAGAAAUUUUCUUGCACCGAGGCAUCAACGACUAAAUUCUGUGGAAAACAAGGAGAAGAUCUUUACAUUGUUUUGGAUUUUAUGUCCUCUUUCCGAGAAGAACGAUCGGAAUUCAUAUUUUAUGUGGAUGCAACUAAAACUUAUAAUCAUACCGCCACGGUAGCAGGGAUAGCAGUAGGCGUGGCCGCCGUCUGUAUUAUCAUUUUCGUGUUCAUUGUAAUAAAGUGCAGAAAUCGGAAAGGUCCGAUAUUGAGAAACAGAUUCAGGAAUGCGUCAGGUAAAUAA
Molecule: messenger RNA, 796 nt
Organism: Saccostrea cuccullata (small rock oyster)
Lineage: Eukaryota; Metazoa; Mollusca; Bivalvia; Ostreida; Ostreidae
Exons: 5
Coding region: 119-796 (225 amino acids)
Source: RefSeq, a predicted model, not a curated record